GAUGUUCUCUUUCAUCUGGAUUCUGCAGUCGCUCACUAGUUUUCUCCUCUUCUAGCUCCUUCCGCCGCUCCCCUUCUCUGAGAAGGCAGCUGUUAGAACCCAGCUCAGGAGCCGCUGCGUGGUAGCACUUCAUGCUUGCUGAAUUAAUUCUUUGUCUUCUUCUCGGUGAAUUUUUGGAUGAAGCCAUUAAAUUAAUUGCUUGCCAUCAUGAGCAGAAGUAAGCGUGACAGCAAUUUUUAUAGUGUAGAGAUUGGAGAUUCUACAUUCACAGUCCUGAAACGAUAUCAGAAUUUAAAACCGAUAGGCUCCGGAGCUCAAGGAAUAGUAUGUGCAGCUUAUGAUGCCAUUCUUGAAAGAAAUGUUGCAAUCAAGAAGCUAAGCCGGCCAUUUCAGAAUCAAACCCACGCUAAGCGGGCUUACAGAGAGCUGGUUCUUAUGAAAUGUGUUAAUCACAAAAACAUAAUUGGCCUUUUGAAUGUUUUCACACCACAGAAAUCCCUAGAAGAAUUUCAGGAUGUCUACAUCGUCAUGGAACUCAUGGAUGCAAACCUGUGCCAGGUGAUCCAGAUGGAGCUGGAUCACGAAAGAAUGUCCUACCUUCUCUACCAGAUGCUGUGUGGCAUCAAGCACCUCCACUCUGCUGGGAUUAUUCACCGGGACUUAAAGCCCAGUAACAUAGUAGUAAAAUCAGACUGCACUUUGAAGAUUCUUGACUUUGGACUGGCCAGGACUGCAGGAACUAGUUUUAUGAUGACACCUUACGUAGUGACUCGCUACUACAGAGCACCUGAAGUCAUCCUAGGGAUGGGCUACAAAGAAAACGUUGACAUUUGGUCAGUUGGGUGCAUCAUGGGAGAAAUGAUCAAAGGUGGUGUUUUGUUCCCAGGUACAGAUCAUAUUGAUCAGUGGAAUAAAGUUAUUGAACAGCUUGGAACACCCUGUCCUGAAUUCAUGAAGAAACUACAGCCAACAGUAAGGACUUACGUUGAAAACAGACCUAAAUAUGCUGGAUAUAGCUUUGAGAAGCUCUUCCCCGAUGUACUUUUCCCUGCCGACUCGGAACACAACAAACUUAAAGCCAGUCAGGCGAGGGAUUUGUUAUCCAAAAUGCUGGUGAUUGACGCAUCUAAAAGGAUCUCUGUGGACGAAGCUCUGCAGCACCCGUACAUCAAUGUCUGGUAUGACCCUUCCGAGGCAGAGGCUCCUCCGCCGAAGAUCCCCGACAAGCAGCUGGACGAGCGGGAGCACACCGUGGAAGAGUGGAAAGAAUUGAUAUACAAGGAAGUUAUGGACUUGGAGGAGAGAACCAAGAAUGGAGUCAUACGGGGGCAGCCCUCUCCUUUAGGUGCAGCAGUGACCCGCGGCCCUCGGCACCCGUCGUCCUCGCCGUCCGUCAACGAGGUGUCUUCAGUGUCCACAGAGCCGACUCUGGCCUCAGAUACCGACAGCAGCCUGGAAGCAUCAGCUGGACCUCUGGGCUGCUGCAGAUGACUACUUGGGCCUGGGGGUGGGGCGGGAGGGAGGGGUCGUUUAGUCAUUGCUAGAGCUACUUUGAAAAUUAAGUCAGUGGUCUUAUUUUGAGUGAUUUUUAAAAAAUGUAGACUUCAUUUUGUAGUAAAGUAGUUUAUUUUUUUUAAUUUCAAGUGAUGUAAUUUAAAACUUAAGUUGUUUUAAAACAGCAACAAAACUGUAUUGUAUUUUUGCUGUAAUUAACUGUAUAAUGUAAACCUAAUUAUUUUAUCAUGGUUUAAAAUUUUUGCAUAUUUGCUUUAUCUUAUGCUGCUGAUUUUUUUUACUGAAUUUGUAAGAUUUUGUUUAUCAAAGCAACUAUUAUGUGGUGA
Messenger RNA from Molossus molossus (Pallas's mastiff bat), 1841 nucleotides. It is a transcript of the gene MAPK8, whose product is annotated as mitogen-activated protein kinase 8. NCBI's taxonomy places the organism in Eukaryota, Metazoa, Chordata, Mammalia, Chiroptera, Molossidae. The transcript is spliced from 12 exons. Bases 208 to 1491 code for a protein of 427 amino acids. The record is from RefSeq and is a predicted model, not a curated record. Gene Ontology annotation, cellular component: cytoplasm; nucleus. Gene Ontology annotation, molecular function: JUN kinase activity; ATP binding. Gene Ontology annotation, biological process: protein phosphorylation; JNK cascade.